Messenger RNA from Penaeus chinensis, 2153 nucleotides. RefSeq names its product WD repeat-containing protein 86-like. Lineage: Eukaryota; Metazoa; Arthropoda; Malacostraca; Decapoda; Penaeidae. Gene Ontology annotation, molecular function: protein binding. The record is from RefSeq and is a predicted model, not a curated record. The transcript is spliced from 9 exons. The coding region runs from base 112 to 1380 and encodes 422 amino acids.
AAGGGGAAAGAGAAGCCAUUCGCCAAGCAGGUCUUAGAGAGAGGGCAACGGCACACAAUGAGGGACAGGAAAGAGUAAAUAGACAAGGGCCUCGACAACCGAACUGCCAGCAUGGGAGGCGGAGGCAGCAAGGAGAAUGAGUCUCAGCUGUUGGAGACACUGUGUGACCACGAGGAUGCCAUCAACUGCGUGGCACUGUCCGAGGAUGGCUCCUUGCUGGUCACAGGGUCGGAGGACAAGACGGCGAGGAUGUGGAGCACGAAGACUGACGAAACAGAGUGCCUCGGUGUCCUGAAGGGCCACACGUCGUACAUCACAUGCGUAUCCAUCACCAACGCCUACAUCAUCACGGGCGCCGCUGACAAUACCAUCAGGAAGUGGGACAUGACCACCUGCGACUGCCUCCAUGUAUAUUCAGAUCACACGUCGCGCAUAGCAAGAGUGAUCUGCACCGACGAGUUCAUCUUCAGCACCUCCUACGAUAAGACAGCGAAGGCCUGGCUCUUCGAUGCUGAAGACGCGGACAUCGGAGAGACGGCAGCCAUCAGGACCUUCACGGGGCAUCACAGGGGAGUGUACCCUAUCAUCUACAUUCCGGCGGUGGACACGGUGCCAGAGGACACCGAAGGAAUUAACAUCAACCCUGGGGACCUAAUCAUCACGGGCAGUGCGGACGCCACGGCGCGCUCCUGGUCCUUCGACACGGGAGACUGCCUCAAGGUGUUCAAGGGACACAAGGCCGCCAUCACCUGCAUGGCCACAGACCCCCAGGCCAAGAUCCUAUACACGGGCGGCGGAGACAAGGAAAUCAGGUGCUGGAAUAUCAACAGAGGAGAUUGUAUCAAGGUUCUCGAAGGGCACGCAGGAUCCGUCAUCUGCCUGAUCGUGGUGAACCGCCUCAUGUACAGCGGCAGCGCAGACGGGACGGCCAAGUGCUGGGUCCGGGAGUUCGGAGACUGCACCAGGACCUACAGGGGCCACAAGCACUCCGUCGUCUGUGCCAAGUUCAACGAGGGCAUCUUGUACACGGGAAGCGGAGACGCCAUAGUGAGGGCGUUCGACGCGAAGAGUGGCUCCGUCAGGAAGGUUUUCAAGGGGCACACAAACGCCGUCACGUGUCUGACCGUGUGUGGUGACAAGGUGUAUUCGGGCUCGAGUGACGGCACGCUCAGGGUCUGGGACUGCAAGAAUAUGAGCGAGGACACUGGGUUCGCGGCCGAGGAUCUGGACGAUGACGACGGCGAGGAAGGAGUCGACGGUGACGACGACUUCAAGAAGAAGCAGCUGGACGACUUGGACGAACGCCUCGACGACUACAUCGGCGGGGACGUGGACGAGGCCAGCAAGCCCGCCUCAGCUGCGUCCAAGGCCUUGGCAUAAGAUCGGAGGACAAUCUUCCUGACCUUAGUAAUAUUUAGAGUCAUUUUGGACACCUUAUUCGAUGGAGGUCCGCCGCCGCCACGAUUCUGAUUGGCUGUGAUGCGAAGCAGCUCGACGAUGAUUGGCUGCAGCACAAGACAACUCAACGGCGAUUGGCCGAUGGGCGCUAGAUGCUCGUCCAGCUCUCCGUAUAAGGUGUCCGAAGUGUCUCUGAAUACCUAGCUGGUUGGCGGUGACCUGGUCGUGCGAAGCUGAGACGGACGACGAGGCGUUGCAUCAGUGGGGGCAAUAAAGAGUGAUUCUUUAGAUAAAAAAAAAGAGAUUUGAGGAUCAUUUGAAGCAUAGAUCUCCAGGUUAAUUAUUUACCGAAAUACCGUAUUGUGCCUUGUAUCAUGUUUGUCCUAUUAAUCAAAUCAUUAUAUAGAAAUAUCUUUAUGUCAUAUACAGAGUAUAGUGGAAAUAGAAACAGAGAAUACUGGUCGAUUUAUGAUGAUGUUCAUGAGGCAAUUACUGUUGUUCGAACUCUCUCUAUAAAUGGGUCAUGCAGAGCUUCUAAUCAAACAAGAGAGAGAGAGAAAUUUAACAUCAGUAAUUAAAUCAGGAACGAUCUUUUAUAAACCAUCAUUUACUGAAGUUUGCACCCGGUUGUGUGGUGGUCUCUUUAAGAUUAUGGGUCAUAGGCAGAGGUUAACGAGGUCACCCUCACCUAUGUAAACUGUUUGUUAGUGGAAAGAAAAAAGUCUUUUGAGCAUAAUAAAUCCUUUGUGAAUUGC